CAUAAUACACGCGACUGUCACGCGGUCGACGACUGACGAUAAACAUACAUAUACGCAAACAUGAAGAAGCCACUGUCUGUCACUGUGGAUCGACAUUUCAGUCGUUGCAAUUGAUUCGAAAGGUGUCUUUUUGCAGAGCUUCUCGGCGCGUUCUUUUCUUCACGUCCCUUCACGAUUCAGUAACGUGAAAAUGAGCGAAAAGGCGGUUUCAACGAAGGCCACUGUCACCGAAAAACUCGAGAAAUCGAAGAACGUAGCGUGCGAAAUAAAAGGUGAGUAUUGUUCGAAGAGAGCAUUAAGCGACACAUCGAUGGAGAAAAGUAAGGAGAUCACAAAGGAAGUAAUGAAGAAGGAAGUGCAGGAGGCGAAAUCUACGAAAGAUGAUCAAAAUGAUAAAGAGAAGGAUAUAAAAUUAGUUGAGGGUCCUGGAGUGCGCAUAACGCUGAAGGAAGAAGAUCCGAAAGAUAUCCAAGAGGUGAAGUUAGAAAAAUGUGAGAUUCCUAAGGUGGACUCAAAAAUACACGAAACUCUGAAGACAGAGUCUGCGAAGAGUGUUAAAGAUGAAAAAUCGGCAAAUCCUACGAAGGAAAAAAUUCAUGAUAAAGCGGAAGAGAAAUCUACGAAAAAUGAUAAAAAUGACAAAGAGAUUCCUAGAAACACUCUUGAAGACCAAGUUAAGGGUAUAAAAUUAGUUGAGGCUCCUGAAGUGCACGUAACAUUGAAAGAAGAAGAUCCGGAAGAUAUCCAAGAGAUGAAGUUAGAAAAAUGUAGGCUUCCUAAGGUGAAGUCAACAAUACACGAAGCUUUGAAGAUAGAAUCUGCGAAGAAUGUUGAAGACGAUAAAUCGGCAAUCUCUACGAAGAAAGACCCUGAAGAAAGUUAUGAACCCGAGACAUCGGGUCAUCGGGAUAUCAAAGUAUAUCCAGUAAACCUCAAAGAUUUAGGACUGAAAAUCUUUGCUGAAGAUUCUGAACUUAUGGAAUUGGUAAAAGGCUCGAUGACGACACAUUCUAUAGAGGAGAUUAAGAAAGAGUGUUCAAGAAUUUAUAUGCCAAAAUUUGAAGGACUAUAUGAUUUCGAGGAAAAAAAAUCAACUGAAGACGCGAACAAAACAAAGAAGAUUCCCGUCCUUACAAAGGACUCGCUCGAUUCUUUGAACCUUGGCGUACGUAUUUGGCGACCCUUGUCAAACCCGAAUUUGGACGAGCGUCCUUUAAUCAUGACGACACAUCUUGUGCCUUCACUGCCAAUCGAACUCUUUGAGGUAUUUGCGGAAAUUAUCGAAGUCGUUACGAAGAAACCGGUCGUUUUGUUGUAUGAGUCCAGAUCUGGACGACCAGUCGCCAAGGAUGUCACCGAUAUAGCUAUCCUGCCAGCGGCUCUUGAUUGGGACGACGGUGUGCUUCUACCUGCCAGCUUUGUUUUCGAACAUCAUUUAAAUAAGAACGAAUCACCCCGUGUUUACGUUGAUGUAAUCGUAGGGAAUGAUCGCGCUUCGCACGUCGAAAAUAUCCGAGACCUACGAGGAUACAAAUGCGCCAUCCUAAGUAGAAGCAAUAAAAAUUGCGCCACUUCAUUGUUCUUCAACCAUCUGUACACGAAAGGCGAAAACCCAACGUUUUUCGGAAGUAUACUUGAUGGUAAUUCGCAACUUGAGGUACUGCAAAUGGUCGCCAACAAACAAGCGGAUGUAGGUGUCUUGGAAGCACCAGUAAUCAGAUGUCAUAAAAUGAAUGUGAAUGGCGCAGAGUUUCUUCAAAUUCUCGCCAGUUUGGGACCUUUGCCGCCUUAUCGUAUCAUGAUUAAUAAAGCGCAAGAGCAUACCCUCGCCAAAGAGCUCACAACUUAUUUAUUGAAUAUCAAGCAACACAAGGAAUGGAUGGACCGGCUGUCGACCUUCGGUAUCGUUGGUUUUGCCGAAAAUUCAAUAGACUUUUACAAUCUGGAUGAUAGAAAAGAAGUUCCCAGUAGUGUACCUUACUACUAAGACUGUUUUAUAAGAUUUAUUUUUUAUCUCUCUUUUUCAUAAUUUAUAU
This is a messenger RNA of Nylanderia fulva, 2036 nucleotides long. RefSeq lists its product as uncharacterized. The record is from RefSeq and is a predicted model, not a curated record. NCBI's taxonomy places the organism in Eukaryota, Metazoa, Arthropoda, Insecta, Hymenoptera, Formicidae.